GGAAACACUUGGAAGAACAUUCAGCAAUUAAAGCCAUGUCUGAUGUGAACAUUAACGUCACCUGCGAAUGCAACCAUCGCCGAGGACUUCUCUACGCAGCUCGUCCCUGGGCUUGGGGGCGUCCUUGCCGUAGAUGCCGGAGGAUGAUGUCCAGGAGUAUUGUGGUGGUCCCCACUAAUGUUCCAACGACAACUACUACCACAACCACAGUCCCGAUUGCAGUAACCUCAUACUAGACAAAAAUAGUCCUAAAAUAAAAUA
Molecule: messenger RNA, 261 nt
Organism: Drosophila bipectinata
Lineage: Eukaryota; Metazoa; Arthropoda; Insecta; Diptera; Drosophilidae
Source: RefSeq, a predicted model, not a curated record